GCGUGGAUUCUACAAUGGCCUGCCAAAAGUGAACUGACCACCAAUUCCCUACUUAACCCACAGGUGGUGAAUGACGAUGGCCCCCCAUCGAAGAAGCUCUCUCCGUAUGUCCGGCCGUUCGUGGACGCCCUGCAAGAUGCUGGCCACCGGGUCUCCGUCGCCGUCCCCGCCGAAUCGCGAUCCUGGAUCGGGAAAGCUCACAUAAUCGGGGCCUCCCUCAAAGCGUCAUACGUGCAUCCGGACUCGUUUCGCGAGGACGGGACCUGGGAUUCCUCCGUUAACAACCAUGAAGUUUCUCAGAAUGCCUCAGAGGCCAAGGAGGACAACCAGCAGCAGCAGGCGCCCGUGAGGUCAAGAGACAAUGACUGGGUGGUUGUCAGCAACGGCACGCCCGCCAGCUGCACACAGCUUGGUAUCUAUAAUCUAUUUACAGACCGAGGCCCAAUUGACCUGGUGGUCUCCGGUCCCAACCACGGUCGCAACGCAUCGACAAUCUACAAUCUCUCGUCUGGCACAGUUGGCGGUGCCCUGGAAGCGGCCACGUGCGGGAAGCGGGGCAUCGCAUUGUCGUUCGGGAGCAAGGAGGAGCAAGACCCCGAAGUCAUCAAAGCGGCAUCGAGACUGUCUGUGCGUCUUAUCGAACAUUUGUACCGCAACUGGGAUGAGCGCGUGGAGCUCUACAACCUGAACGUACCCAUGCGGGCCGAUGUAGAGAGCCGACCCAUCCGCUAUACACGCGCUUUGCCCAACCGUUGGACGAAAGGAAGCUUAUACGCAGAGGUGACCCAUGACGAUGGUGAAGCCGAACACGCCGGUGAUGGUAAUAAUAAUAAUCUCAAUAAUGGAGCCGCCAAAGUCGCAUCCAAGUCGGGCCUCUUCUCGUGGUUUACGAAUGGUGCAACAGCGACCCAUGUCGAUCAGGGGUCGACCGGUCGAGAGCGGUACUUUCAAUGGUCGACGGAGUUGUCGGAUAUCAAGAGGAGUCUUGAGGCCAGUGAGGAGGGCACGGAUGCACACACCGUCCUGAGUGGGUGUACGAGGUAA
Molecule: messenger RNA, 1044 nt
Organism: Rasamsonia emersonii CBS 393.64
Lineage: Eukaryota; Fungi; Ascomycota; Eurotiomycetes; Eurotiales; Trichocomaceae
Product: Acid phosphatase
Exons: 1
Cellular component (GO): P-body
Molecular function (GO): hydrolase activity
Source: RefSeq, a predicted model, not a curated record